Molecule: messenger RNA, 1095 nt
Organism: Eimeria necatrix
Lineage: Eukaryota; Apicomplexa; Conoidasida; Eucoccidiorida; Eimeriidae
Exons: 1
Coding region: 1-1095 (364 amino acids)
Source: RefSeq, a predicted model, not a curated record
AUGAAUGUUCAUACCCACCCUAGUUUUGGUACGAAGAAAUGUGCUUCUGUCCGAUUUCUUUCAGCCCGGUUCCGCCGCCAGGGAAGUGAAGUGCUUGCUGACACCGAUCCAAGUCUAUCCAGAAAAGACAUACAAAAGGCAUUCCGGGUCAAUGAAGCGUUUGACGAACUAUUUGAGGAGAUCCACAAAUGCGAGAGUCGAAUUAAUAGAAGGCAGCCUCCGAGUUUUUGUAUUGAUGCGUUCGUCACCUCUCCCCUGACUGUUGGUCUACAAACCGCCAGUAUAUCGACGGUACAGAUGGGCAAAGUAAUGGCUUGCAAAAGCGCCCACCAAGAUAUAGUGGAGAAAAGCCGAGUUACGUGGUUGGUUGAUCCCAUGCUACGUGAACAAUUGUCCGGCCCGAAUGAGACUGGCACGGAAUUAAACGAAUUACUUGCUCGCCUCCACGAGCUUUACGUGAAUAUGCAAAUAGCGAGAACUGCAAUAGAUAUCGAGACCAUGGCAGCAGGAGAAGCUUGGUGGACCCCCUACACCAAAGGUGAGCUGGAGACCAUCUUGCAAAGGAACCGUCUAGGGGCCCCAGGACAGAUUUCGUCUGACAAGUAUUCGGCUACAGGUGAGGAGACAGCUGCGGCAGAAGGGACGGAAGCAGGCGAAGCUGCAAGCACUGCGACAAACGCGGAUCAAAGCACUGUAGUCCAUAUCGGAGACCCGGAGGUGAUACCUUUAACUGCAAGAGCACGGGCACUCAGAGAUACAAUUAAAUAUGUGGAAGGACCGCUCCACAACCGCAAUGACGAGGGAGCAAACGCCGAGCGGCCUGAUCGGGAGUCGGGUAAACUCGUAAAGCUUAGAGGGAAGGUGAUAUUACACGUGCUGUGCAAAACAGAAGCUCUUAAUACGGUUUUGCUCGUCUCUCACAAGAGGAUUCUGGAAAAGUUGCUACGGGAGCGCGUCUCGCCAGCAAAGCUGAAAUAUGCCAUUUUAUCAUGCGGAGUAGAGCCGAGCUUGACGGUAUUAAGUCCGAAGACGCCUCUGGAGUCGAUACGGCAAAGCUUAGGUGAUUUAUCACAGCUGCCAGCCUGGAGAGAAUAG